CUGGAUCACAAACGGGUCAGGGUAACUCUGUGUCAGCCGAUGGGGUUGGAAGAAGAACUUCCGCUGUCUAUGAACACCCAUCGAUCACUGAGUCCAUGCCAGCGGGAAAGCGAUUGUCCAUGCGUUUAAGUUGGCGAAACCACAUUACACCCGCCCAGCUCGAGGAAGGCAGGGCUCCAGGUAAAAGACAGUCACGCUUCUCUAGCCAGUCUGUCAAUGGCGAUGUUGGUGGCAACGGAACCGGAGGCCCUCGCACGACCAGCCUCGCCAGUCAUUACAACAUGGCAAGUCUAGUGAAUAUCAAACACAAAAGAAAGGUCUGGGUCAGAAUUCUUCUGGAAUUCGGAGGUUAUAUUGUCAUCGUCGCAUUCGUGUACUUUGUCCUCAUUGGGUUGCCAUUGUGGAAGGGCGCAGUAUACUGGCUAUACUGGGUGGUAAAAUACAAGUUUGUUGUCGAAGGAGGCUGGUCUAUUGUGAUGGGUCUGGUAGUACUAUUUUCCUACACUCCUCUUCUAGCUCCUUUCGAAAAGCCCCCUCCAGACGCUGAGUUUUACUCGCAGCGAAACAUCCAACUAAGCAGCACUCCGACUUGUGCUCUUAUAAUUCCGGCUUACCGAUCUGGUGCAUUUAUCGGAGAUACUCUUGACGCGGCAUUGAAGGUCUUUCCUGCCUGCCAUAUCUUUGUAGUUGCAAAUGGAAAUUCCUCAAGCCCGCUGGAUACGACAGAAGAAGUCUGUCAAAUCCGUGGAGUAAACCAUCUCUGGUGCCCUAUAGGAUCGAAAAUAAUCGCCAUAUUCGUUGGCUGCCACGCUGCCAAAGGCUUUCCCCAUAUCCUGCUCAUGGACGACGACUGCAUCCUUCCUCCGGACUUCCCAGUCGUCACUUCCCGCCUCACCAAGGGAACACAGUGCAUUUCGUAUACAAUCAAGUGCACAGGGGCCGACUCUUCGGGGAUGACAUGGUGCCAAAAGGCACAGGAUCUAGAAUACAAAUUAGCGGGCUUAACUCGCAGCUUCGCGGGACGAGUCGGUAGUGCUACAUUCCCUCAUGGAGCGAUCUCUCUCUGGAAUAAACGGUUUCUGAAAAGGGUCAUGGAGCACCAUCCCGGCUUUUCCAUCAGCGAGGACUGGUUCAUGGGACACGCCUGCCGACGGCUUGGAGGGCGGAUCCAGAUGUGCAGUGCGGUCUUUGUGGAGACGGGCACGCCUUCAGCGCUGUUCUGGACCAGCAGUGCGCAAAGUAGAGGAGGCUUCGGGGAGACGACUUUAUUCAAGCAGCGGUUUUUACGCUGGAACCUUUUUGUUUUCAGCAGUCUGUGGCAUAAUAUGGCAUAUAUAGCUGCUUCCUGGAAGUUAGGAUGGUGGGAAUUCGGUGCGAAGAUCUUCGUCUUUCAAGAGGUGUACGAAACAAUGACCUAUCUACUUGCUUCUUUCAUAUUGCCGAUUUCCAUCAUGGUGAAGCCAGGAUUCUGCAUGACUAUUCUGGCAGCGAUAGUGGGACUGUACCUGCUUCAAGCCCUUAUCUUCAACGAGAUUCACCUUCGGCGGAAAAAGGAACACGUAAACUGGGCUGUUAUUAUUGGAUACUAUGUUCCUUAUAAAAUGUGUCUAAGCCUGAUCAACGUCGUGGGCUCGUAUUGGUGCCUCUUCAAAUAUGCGCGAUACUUUGCACAACAGCGUCUAAAGCUUACAGAAGACCACAAAGUAGUCGGGAUGGUAUUGAAGCUGGAACAGCAGAUGCAGGGCGCGACUCUCAGCCGGAGAAUAACAGUCAGGAGAGUGGAUACGGUGAAUGACAGUAACCAGACGCCCUGAGUGCGUGGGAGUUCUGGCUAUACCCGUCCACACCGUAAUGCAAUCUAUAACAGCUUGACUGGGCCGGUCACAGCGUCGACUUCGACAGGACACCUUCGGAGAAGCCAAGACGGUUUUAUUGACGUUGCCGAGAUACGAU
Aspergillus versicolor CBS 583.65 is the source of this 1953-nucleotide messenger RNA. RefSeq lists its product as uncharacterized. The coding region runs from base 96 to 1814 and encodes 572 amino acids. NCBI's taxonomy places the organism in Eukaryota, Fungi, Ascomycota, Eurotiomycetes, Eurotiales, Aspergillaceae. The record is from RefSeq and is a predicted model, not a curated record. The transcript has 4 exons.